Messenger RNA from Sungouiella intermedia, 1200 nucleotides. The record is from the annotation of a GenBank genome assembly. NCBI's taxonomy places the organism in Eukaryota, Fungi, Ascomycota, Pichiomycetes, Serinales, Metschnikowiaceae.
AUGAGUAAAGGGAAGUUGAGGACAGCAUUGAAGAAUCAGAAGUCUUUCGAGGCUUCCAAUAAGGUUCAGACCUCCAAAAAUAAAAAGAAGGAGACCAAGCAGGUCGAGAGCGAUUCAGAACAGGAGGUAGAUGCCCAAGAUGAGGUCAAUGAACAAUCCGAUGAGGAGGUUGAGCAGACCGAGACUCCAUUGUCCAAGAAGCAACAGAGAAAGUUGAGAAAAUUGCUUGCUCAACAGGCUGCUGAGAAUGCUGCUGCUGAGGCUGAGGAAGAUGACGAGGAGGAUGAAGAAGACGAGGAGGAGGUGGACUAUGACGUUUUGGCAGCCAGCGAGAGCGAGAGUGAUAUUGAUGAUCAAGAUGACGAUCACGAAGAUGACGAUGAGGAAGAUGGCGAUGAAGAGAAGGAUGAGGAGGAGGAAGAAGAAGAGGAAGAAGAGGAAGAUGUUCCUAUCUCAGAUGUGGAGCUCGACUCAGACACCGAUGUUGUCCCCCACAGCAAACUUACUAUCAACAACACAGCCGCUUUGAAGGACUCGUUGGCACGUAUCCAGCUUCCUUGGGCCAAGCACUCGUUCGUGGAGCACCAAUCCGUGAUGAGUGCCGAGAAGACCGAGCUUGGAAUCAAGGACAUCUAUGAUGACACCGAGAGAGAGUUGGCAUUCUAUAAGCAGGGCUUGGACGCCGUGAAGCAGGCCAGAAGCACGCUAUUAAAAUUGAAGGUGCCUUUCUCCAGACCUCUAGAUUAUUUUGCCGAGAUGGUCAAGAGUGACGAACACAUGGACAAGUUGAAGACCAAGUUGUUGAAGGAGGCUGCUGACAAGAGAGCUUCGGAGGAUGCCAAGAAGCAGAGACAGUUGAAGAAGUUCGGUAAGCAGGUGAUGCACGCCACAUUGCAAGACAGAGCCAAGCAAAAGAGAGAGACAUUGGACAAGAUCAAGUCGUUGAAGAAAAAGAGAAGUGCCAACGAGAUCGCCAACGAUGACGAGUUCCAGAUUGCAUUGGAGGAGGCCACCGCUGAGAAUCCAAAGAGACAGAAGCCUAACGGAAAGCGUUUGGCCAAGGACGCCAAGUACGGCCAUGGAGGAAAGAAGAGAUUCUUGAGAAAGAACGAUGCUGAUUCGUCUGCUGACAUUUAUAACAACAGAGGCAAGAAGGGUAAAACUGCCAGACCAGGUAAGAGCAAGAGAAGAAGAAACUAG